CUGACCGACGCUACGUGUUUAAAUAAUUGCCGAAUCAGCUCAACGUGAGCUUCCAUAAAAAUUGUAUUUACCUUUAAACUUCGUCCAUUUCUCUAACGCCUUCGUUAACAACGCAACGCUGCUUUAAUAUUUUUCGGUCGCUAGUGUUUUUAUGGGUUAACCAUGAAAAUGGAGUGGACACCCCAGGAAAACGGUUUACGUGAAAUAUUAACUUUACUAAAGGAGUCCCAAUCGCCAGAUACCGCAACGCAAAGGGCUGUUCAGCAAAAAUUGGAACAAUUAAACAAAUAUCCAGACUUUAACAAUUAUUUGAUGUUUGUAUUGACCAAACUGGUGACAGAAGAUGAACCGACACGUUCACUCAGCGGAUUAAUAUUGAAAAACAACAUCAAAACACAUUAUAGUAUGUUAAUGCCAAGUGUAACAAAUUUCAUCAAACAGGAAUGCUUGCAAGCCGUCGGCGAUCCGUCGCCAUUAAUCAGGGCGACAGUAGGAAUAUUAAUAACGACAAUAGCCAGUAAAGGCGAAUUAACGACGUGGCCGGAAUUACUUCCGGCUCUAUGCGGAAUGUUAGAUUCACAAAAUUACAAUGUCUGCGAGGGCGCGUUCGGUGCGCUACAAAAAAUAUGCGAGGAUUCUGCAGACGCGUUGGAUGCGGACAGCGUUAAUAGACCGUUAGACUUGCUCAUACCGAAAUUCUUAGAGUUUUUCAGCCAUUCCAGCUCAAAAAUUCGUUCGUACGCAAUCGGUUGCAUUAAUCAGUUUAUUAUACAAAGAUCGCAAGUCCUAAUGUAUCACAUAGAUUCCUUUUUGACAAACCUUUUUGUCGUGUCUGCCGACGAUGACGCCGAAGUCAGGAAAAAUGUGUGCAGAGCUUUAGUGUUAUUAUUGGAAGUUCGUAUAGACCUACUUAUGCCACAGAUGCAUAAUAUUAUCGAAUAUAUGCUGCUCCGCACACAAGAUUGUGACGAAAAUGUUGCCCUCGAAGCUUGUGAGUUCUGGCUUUCCUUGGCCGAACAGCAUAUCUGCCGGGAGGUGCUCGGUCCUCACUUGAAUAGACUGAUACCCGUGUUGGUUCGUGGAAUGAAAUACUCCGAAAUUGACAUUAUAUUGUUAAAGGGGGAUGUCGAGGAAGAUGAUACGGUGCCUGACAAAGAAGAAGACAUAAAACCACGGUUCCACAAAUCAAAAACACACACCAUGAAGGCGACAUCUACUAACGGAAAUACCAGCAAUGCGACAGAAAAAGGAAGUGGUGACCAGGGGGAGGACGAAGAGGAUGAUUAUGACGACGGGGAUGAUGAUAGCAGUCUCUCAGAUUGGAAUUUACGGAAAUGUAGCGCGGCGGCGUUGGAUGUGCUAGCGAUUGUUUUUAGCGACGAGUUGUUACCAAUUUUAGUUCCCAUCCUUAAAGAGACGUUAUUCCAUCUUGAUUGGGAUAUUAAAGAAUCUGGAAUACUGGCUUUAGGGGCGAUUGCCGAAGGCUGUAUGUCUGGAAUGUUAAAUCAUCUUCCCGAGUUAAUACCAUACUUAAUUAACUGUCUUAAUGACAGAAAAGCUCUUGUAAGGGCCAUUACAUGUUGGACACUAAGUCGGUAUUCUCAUUGGGUCGUGUCACAACCGCACGACGCUUACUUAAAGCCAUUGAUGACCGAACUGUUAAAAAGAAUUUUAGACGGCAAUAAACGUGUUCAAGAAGCAGCAUGUUCGGCGUUCGCGACGCUCGAGGAGGAGGCCUGUACGGAAUUGGUUCCUUACUUAGGUUUUAUAUUGGAAACACUUGUGUUCGCUUUUUCGAAAUACCAACAUAAAAAUCUACUUAUAUUGUAUGACGCUAUUGGAACACUGGCAGAUUCGGUUGGUCACCAUUUGAAUAAAUCCGAGUAUAUUAACCUACUUAUGCCUCCACUGAUUCAUAAGUGGAACGUUUUAAAGGAUGAGGACAAAGACUUAUUUCCAUUAUUAGAGUGCCUUUCAAGUGUAGCGACAGCUUUGCAAUCUGGAUUCCUACCAUAUUGUGAACCAGUAUACCGUAGAUGUGUCUCACUAAUACAGCAGACCUUAUAUCAACACAUGGCUAAUACUCAAAAUCCGGAUCAAUUUGAGGCGCCGGACAAGGACUUCAUGAUAGUUGCUUUAGAUUUACUGUCUGGAUUAGCAGAAGGAUUAAAUGGUCACAUAGAAAAAUUAGUUGUUAAUAGCAAUAUAAUGGAAUUGUUACAUCACUGCAUGCAAGACCCAAUGCCGGAGGUACGACAGUCAUCGUUCGCUUUACUGGGAGACCUGACUAAGGCAUGUUUUCAACAUGUACGACCAUGCAUUUCCGACUUUCUACCGAUUUUGGGCCAGAAUUUAAAUCCCGAAUACAUUUCAGUGUGCAAUAAUGCUACGUGGGCUAUAGGAGAAAUAAGUAUAAAAUUAGGAACUGAAACGCGACCUUACAUACCUCUAGUAUUAUCGCAGCUUGUUGACAUUAUCAAUAGACCAAAUACUCCCAAAACUUUACUAGAAAAUACUGCCAUAACAAUUGGUCGCCUAGGUUAUGUCUGCCCUCACGAUGUCGCGCCCAUGUUACAACAGUUUGUUCGCCAGUGGUGUACAUCCUUACGGAAUAUUCGCGAUAACGAGGAGAAGGACAGCGCUUUUAGGGGAAUGUGUCACAUGAUAACCGUUAAUCCAGGGGGUGUUGUUCCGGAUUUCAUAUUCUUUUGUGAUGCCGUAGCUUCGUGGAUUACUCCCAAGGCAGAUCUUAGAGAAAUCUUCAUGAAGAUUUUGCAUAGUUUCAAAACGCAAGUAGGUGAAGAAAACUGGAAACGUUUCAGUGACCAAUUUCCGCCGCCGCUCAGCGAGAGGUUAUCGGCGCUGUACGGAGUUUAAACUUAUAACAUACAAAAUGUAUGUGCUUGUUUUAAUCUAGUUGGAGAAUUUAAUAAUUUGUUCUAGUUUAGAUAUAACUGAUUGCGCCAUGUUAAGGGUGGGAGUGACUGGUCAUUCUUGCCAGUACACAUCUAGGAGGGUGGGUAAAAAUACCAAGUUUAUUUUACAAUAAGAUUUGUUCCAUACUGUUUUGUAUAUGUAGAGAUGAUGCACAUAUAGGUACCUAAUUUUUUUAUAUUGAUAUUUUUAAGGGGCCUUUUUUUAAAUAUUUCUUUUUUUUCUUGAUUGUACUCUUGCAGAGGCGAUGCAUGUGAGGGCUUUUACUAUAAUCUGAAUGUAAACGGUACGGGUAGAUCACCUGCAAUCUUUUCAAAUUUGUACUUAAUAUUGUUUUUAAUACUGCUGGUGCUAUUUCUUUGUUUAAUGCCUCUGCGAGAUGUACCUCUAAGAAAGAUGACGCUGAAAGCGUGAAGCUAACGAGAAACUAUAUGGCUUUGAGUAUCAUAUAAUCAAUCUUCUGUAGCUGUUCUGUUAGUGAAAAUAUUAAUAAUACUUUUGUGUGCAAGUUUCAGGGUAGGUGCAAACUGAAAGCCAUGUAGUAAAUCUUAUACGUUCAGUUUAUUUAGCUUCAUGUACAUACUUUUUACUUUCUAAAUUUCAUUUUUUUUUAAUAUUUAGAAAGUUUUAAAUUGUUUUGAAUAAGCAUUAUGCAAAAAUUAUCCAAAAAGAUAUGCAUGCAUAGAGAAAAAAGUAAAUCGGUUGUUGAUCUGAAAGAAUGAAGUCGAAGUAUUACCCACGUUUAGUAUUAGGAGAUCUUGUCAGAAUUAAGUAUAGUUAAAACUUUCAGAUUGACGAUAUCUUUUUGGAAUGAACAAACACUGACAAAUUGUGUUUGAUCUCUUUUUACCUCUGCUCCUUAAGAGGACUUCUGGCUCCUAGUCCCAGUCCCUUCCAGUCCUAGUUAUUUGACUGAUCCCAAACGUGUAUGUCUGCGUGUAUGUGUAGUUGCAUGUUGAAUUUAUAUUAAGAUAAUGUGAUAAUAUUGAGUGAUUGCUAUUUUCAAAUCAAUUGUGAUACUUUUAUAUUGUAAGACUUAUUAAGAAAUAUUUCAUUGUUAUUGUUUUUUUUCUCUCAAGGAUAGUAGAUUUAAACAAUCGUGGAAGUUGUUUCCUUUUAAAUGUUUUAAAAUGGGAUUUUAAAAUAUUUGAAUGUAACCACGUUCUCAGUUUGGUAUAUUUCCUUAAUCAUUUCUCUUGUUGAAUAUUAUUUAUACAUUUAAACCUAAAUGAACAUUAUAUAGUAUGAAUGAGUUUUCCUUAGCGUGCAGAAGUCUUCAAUCCUUCUACACUCCAAUAUCCAUUCCUGUGCGUCCAAUAACGCGUUCCUGUCUUAAUUCUUAUCUAGUUUUAGUUCUAAGCUAAUAUUUUGUAGUAUGACGCAAGCCUGGAUUUCAUUGUAUUUUUUUACGUUUUCAUAAAUUGGUUGUUUAGUUCAAGUUGUACAAUACUGACGCAUUUGGGCAUUGAUCAUAUUUUUUUAGUCCAAGAGACUUUCGUUUACAUUAUAUUGAAGUACGUACAAUAUUCUCUUGGUGUAUGUAAAAUAUCUUUAUGUUGAGAUAUGACUGCCGCCUUAUCAGAAGGUUUAGUUCCUCAUGUAUUAUGUUUUCAUUUAUAUUGGGCCAGAAUGGACAUUUGUUUUUUGCUUUUCGUUUUUUUAUGUUUGUAUUCAAAAGAAAUACUAGUCGCCUAUGAACCAAUAGUGUGUACCUUGAUUACUAUUUCGGCCACUGUACUCUAUUCAGUGAUAUUUCUUUUUAAAAUAUGUGUUUAAAAUAUGUUCUUAAAGUAAGAUGGCUCAAAAUUGAAAUUGUUGUUUCAUUACAUUGUAAUUUGGCAUUUUAAGUUGAUUUACAAUAAAUGCUAAAACCUGCAA
This is a messenger RNA of Photinus pyralis (common eastern firefly), 4812 nucleotides long. RefSeq names its product transportin-1. Gene Ontology annotation, biological process: protein import into nucleus. Gene Ontology annotation, molecular function: small GTPase binding; nuclear import signal receptor activity. The transcript is spliced from 12 exons. Bases 163 to 2877 code for a protein of 904 amino acids. Lineage: Eukaryota; Metazoa; Arthropoda; Insecta; Coleoptera; Lampyridae. Gene Ontology annotation, cellular component: cytoplasm; nucleus. The record is from RefSeq and is a predicted model, not a curated record.